AUGUCUGACAAAUGUACAACAUAUGCCGCAGCAGCGAAGGAAAUUGAAAUGCUUAAAACACCAUGUGAUGGAUUCAAUAUACAAGAUGUCUUACAUCUAUUAUCUACUAUUCAGGAACAACUCAACAUAUAUGGAACUCAGUGGAAAUUUAUUCCGAAGCGUGCACCAUGGUAUGGUGGUUGGUGGGAACGAUUGAUCGGCUUGACCAAGAAAUUGAAUAAAGAAAGUAAUCUUGUUCAGUUAAUCAGAAAAAUCAGAAAAGAAACAGACACACAGUUUGACACCAACCCAACGGGAAAAUGUGAGAAGGCAUUAUACAUAUAUCUGGAUCUUAAUUUAUCACAAAAGAUUGUAAAGGGAGAUGUUCAAGCAGCCAAGGUGGUAAUGGAAGAUGUGAGAUGUAUCCUUGUACAGAUGGCAAGAUGUUAUCUCCUUUCGCAACAGCAGAGUACACAGAAAACACAGAAACAACAAGAAAAGGAUAUUGAUCGUCAGAAUGCAACAUGGUUUGAGUGUCAGGAGUUUAUAAAUGGUACAUGGACAGAUUUAGAAAAAAUCGAAAACGGCAUACAACGUCAUUCAACAGUAUCAUCAGCAGACAUCCAAGAAUCAAAAGAGUCAGAACAAUCCUUUUCCAAUAAUUCGCAUAAUGAAUCAGUAAGGGAAUUUGAAAGUAUGCCAAAAGUUGAUUUGUUUGUUCCAUCUGAGUCGUCAAGUGAUGAUGAUCAUGAUUUGGAAGAUUGUUCGUCAAGUAUUGAUUUGAAAGAUUUGUACAAUGUUGACCAGUUUGAGAUAAGCUCACGAAAAUAUUGUACAAGUACUUGUAAUUUGGAUGCAGAAGAUCUUCUUUUCGAGGGAAUCCAUCUGUCCGACAAAUUUAUUGAAGAACACGGAAAACCAUUCAAUGAUGAAAAUAACUUCACUUAUCCAGAUUUUUACAGCAAAAAAAAAAAUGAAGAACUCUGCAGGCGUGAUCCUUUGAAGUUCAAGAAAUGUAAAAUUAGGAUGAAAUCGUCUCAUGCAGCUGUUUGUACCAACUUAGAUAAUUCUGAUAACAUACACACAAUUGAAAUAUCUGGCAGGUCAAAAAUUGGCAAAGUUUUUGAUGGAGAUGAAGUUUAUGUUGAAGUCAUUCAUGAUGAUCGGUAUACAUACAAGAACAAAAAACAUAUUCCCUGUCCACAACCAAACCUAGAUUUCUCCAAAAUGACAGUUAUUGGUCAAAUCAGAGGAGUGAAACAGCGUCAUCACUAUCUUGAUAUAGAUCAUCCUGUCUUUCUUUGUGAAUUAGACGAAUCGGAAUUUCACCUCAUGUUACCAAUCACAAGAACUGUUCCAAAGCUCCACAUCCUGAACAGAAAAUGUGAGAACAAAUACCAAGUUGAGGUUCACAGAUAUGUUGGAGAGAAAGGAUAUUUGGUUCAUAAAGAACUCUUUGAUAUAAAACCAGAAGAAAUUAAAAAAUAUAUUUUCUUAGUUGCAAUGAUAUGUUGGGAUGGUUUGUACCCAAUUGGAGCAGUCAUCAAAGCUAUCAAGGCCAAAGAUAAUUGGAUAUCGGGGAUGGAAAUAUUAAGAUUGAAAAACCAAGUGCCAACUAGGUAUAGGUUUGAAACUGUAAAAAAUGUCAAAACAUUAACAGAACAAUGGCAUACAUUGAUGAAAAGAGAGGAAAGAGAGGAUUUAACAAACCUUGAGAUUUUCACCAUAGAUACAACUGAUUCUAGAGAUUUGAAUUAUGCAUUUAGCAUAGAAGAAAAAUCGGAAGAAAACUACAGAAUUGGGGUGCAUAUAGCUGAUGUGACAUCCAUAAUUAAAAAAGAUGACUAUGUUGAUCGCGAGGCUUUUGAUAGAGCCACUACUUACUAUCCAGGACCAGGUCUUAAUCCUUUCCACAUGCUACCAGAGCCUUUAAGUACUCAUCUUUGCAGUCUAAUACCAGGAGAGCCCCGUCCGGCAAUCUCUAUCUUUUUCACCUUUGAAAAAGAAGGAACUAUUGUUAAAAAAUAUGCAAUUGAAAAGUCUGUGAUCAAAAGCAGUAAACAAAUGACUUAUCGGGAAACUCAAGAUGUAAUUCUGAACAUUGGUAGGGAUGUGUCUGAAAGUAUAUGUCAACAAAUUAAAAAAAUGUUUGCAAUUUCUCAAAGAAGAAGGAUACAGAGAAUGGGUGAUGCCGUGUAUCAUGUUCCUUUAGAAUCAGAUGACGAUAACUUCAUGCAGACAAAAGAGGCUCACUCCAUGGUUGAAGAAUUUGUGUUACUAGCAAAUCAUACAGUAGGUACAUACCUUUUACGCAAAUUUAAAAACUGUGUUCCUUUGAGAAUACAGCAGCCACCAGAACCAGAACGUGUCCAGCAGUGGUUAAAAUCAAAUGAAUUAAUUGCUGAUUUGAUUAUUAAACUUCAAGAAGUUCAUCCACUUCCAAUUAUUGACAGUGAAAGAAAACUGUCAGUUAACAAUGCUAGAACUGGAAGAUACAAUAGGGUAUUGAUGUUUCAACAGCAUGUUUGGAACAGUCUCAUUUUCGCAUUUCGUAAAAAAGAUUUACCAACAAUCUUGCAGAUACUUGGAUGUGACGAAAUUCAUCCCUUUGCUUGUUUGUGUCUUCAGGAAUGGUAUGACUUUCAAGAAAAAGCAGAGUACAAAUGUUCAGGAGAUAUACAAUCUAAGAAAGAUGGCUCUCAUUUCAGUCUUGGCAUGUUUCCAUAUAUUCACUUCACCUCACCAACUCGAAGAUACGCGGAUAUAAUCUCUCAUCGACUACUGCACUGUGCACUGGAUGAGAAAAAACCUUGUUAUACCCCUGAGAAAAUAUCAGAGAUGUGCCAUCAUAUAAAUGAAGUUACACGUCGUGCAAACGAUUACCAAAAAGAGUGCAGAGCUUUUACUUUGGCCCUUAAGUUAAGACAACAACCUACUGUUCUCCAUGGUUUUGUAAAAACGGUAUCACAGAGAGAAAUUACUGUGGUUAUACCUGGGCAUAGAAACUUGCCAAAAGAAUUUUAUACUUUGAAGUUAAAAUGCCUUGGAUAUAUUAAAACACCUGUUUUGAAAAAAAGUAUCUUAACAGACAGGGAAGUACUGGAGUUGAAAUGGAAGAAAAGGUUAUACUCAUACAAUGGUUUUGCACCCAUAAAAUGGCAAAAAGAUGAAAUUUACAAAGUAGAUCCACACAACAGAGCUUUUUUCCAACAGCAGCAAAAAUGGAUGCAACUUCUUCAGGUAAUGAUUGAUGAAAAGAGUUCACACGAAAAACUAAAAAAGCUCACACAAACACUAUUCAAUAGUAAUCUUGGCCACCCUGAGUUAAAUCUUGAUAGUUAUUUCCCCGAAUGUUGUGGAACAGAGACAGACAUAAGUUCAGAGGUAAAAAAAGACAAAAUAACUUUACAGAGUUGUGAAUAUAGCAUGACUUUUAGUCCUGGUCAGGUAUUGGCCCUUCAAAUGUCAGAGGAGUCGGUAAAUGGUGUUCUUUUUCCGCAGAUAGAGAUGUUUGACAUGACAAAGAAUGUCAAAUAUUGUCUUCUACAUGUGAAAGAUCCAAUCAGAUAUCUUGAGCAGUAUUCAACAUACUCAACAAAGGAUUGUUAUUAUACCCUGGACGACUACAUACGAACAUGGAAAUCACUGAUAGAAAUGGAGGCAGCUACCAAAGCUAUUGAUAUUGAAACAGCAACCAUUAAUGAUGUCCCAGUUAAGUUUUUAUCACAAAUAAAGGGCAAAUUUUCACUCAGAGAGGAAUUCAUGGAACACAGAAAUUUAGAAAUAAACACUGUUCCUAUAGAUGUGUUUAUGGAUCUAGAAAAUAAACAUACAGGUGAAGAUAAGGAACACGAAAAGGUUAGAUAUAUAAAAGUAGCCAGUCCAGACUAUCUCUGCAUAAAAAGUGUUGUUUACAAAAGUGACGUGGAUGCUUCAGGUAUUGAGGUUAGCCACAACCAUAGCUGUGCUCCACAAGAAUACAAAAUAUGGCAUGGACAUGCAAAGAUAGAUGAAAUAAAUGUGAAAAGGAAAAAAACUGAUUUUAUCUUCAGACUUCACAGAAAUAGCCAACCCAUUCCACUUGAAUUCAGGAACGAGGAUACUAAACCUAUAUGUGGAAUUGAGGUGCUUUUUAAGUCCAGUGUAGAAGGACGAAUAGAUGCUAUUCUGCAGUGUUUGGACAAAGCUAAUCCUCUUCCGAAGUCAAUAGCAUUGGGAACCAAAGUUCCUGAAUUAGAUAAAGGACACUUAAAAAUUGGUAUGAAGAUGAGACAAGAUAUAAGGAAUAUAGAGGAAAGUGUUAGAUAUAACCCUGAACAAUAUCAGGCUAUCCAAAGAGCAAUGGAAUUAUCAUUUAGUUUGAUUCAAGGACCACCAGGCUCUGGAAAGACCUUCAUAGGUAUCAAGUUGGUUUACCUGUUUCACCAAAUGAACCUUAAAUGGCAGGCACUUGGCAAUGAGAAAAAACAAAUCAUUUUCUGUGGUCCAUCAAAUAAAUCUAUUGAUCAAGCUGCAAAUUGGAUGAAGAUGAAUUUAGGUGAACAGUGCCCAAAAAUGGUCAGAUGGUAUGAAAGUAACAUAGAAGAACAAGAAUUCCCAAUUCCAGUAAAAACACCAACACGUGCACUUCGGGAAACAGCAAGGGCAAAUGAUUUAUUGAGGGAACACUCAAUGCAUGUAAUUAUUCGUCAGCUUAGAAAACCAUAUCAACAAGACAUUGCUAAUUUCGAUAAACUAUUCCGGCAACAUUGGGAUAAAGUUGACUUCAAAGAUGUGAAUAAAUAUAGAAAGCUUAUACAAAAAGCAGUUGUGGAAGAAGUUGCUCACUAUGACGUUAUUUUCUGCACAAGUACUAUGGCAACCGAUCUUACAGUAAUGGCAGGUACAAAAGGUCGUGUUUUCCAGAUUAUUGUCGAUGACUGCGGAAUGUGUACAGAGCCUGAAUGUAUGGCUGCCAUUAUAGCCACCAGGGCUCAACAGGUGGUUCUGAUUGGAGAUCACAACCAGCUUAGACCAAAAGUUUUAAGUAGCGAAGCUGCUAAACUUGGAUUAGAGAAGUCUCUGUUUGAAAGAUAUGCUGUAACGGGCAAACGGUUGACCAUGUUGACGUCACAAUAUAGAAUGCAUCCAGCGAUUUGUGCAUUUCCAUCAAAGCAAUUUUACAGAAACACACUUGAUACCAUACCGUCUAGUAUGUGGCGUACAAAUUCACCACUAAAGUCAUGGAUAAAACAGAAUACCCCGGUUAUAUUUUGUCAUGUAGAAGGAACAGAGGAGUAUAUCCCCUUUAACACAGAAGAAGUAUAUGAACAGUCAUGCGCAAAUAAACAAGAAGUGGACAAAGUGGUAAAGGUAUUCAAGCACUUGGUAGAGGAUGAGCUGAUAGACCCCCACUAUAUCAACAUCAUGAGUCAGUACAACUCACAGUGCCACAGUAUCAGAGAGGAACUCAAGAAAGACAAGUUUAUACAAUUCAAUGUCAACACUGUCGUGGCUAGUCAAGGAGGUGAAUGGGACUAUGUCGUGAUAAGCCUUGUAAGAUCCCUUCCAGAUUACAGAAUAGAACCUAAGCCGACAUUAGGUUGGUGUAAGCAGAACCUGGGUUUCAUCACUGAUGAACAUCAGACAAAUGUGGCCCUAACUAGAGCACGUAAAGGGCUUAUUGUCAUUGGUAAUCAGAAGUUACUUAAAUGCAAUGAUGUAUGGGCAAACUUCCUUAACCAUUAUGGCCAGAAAGGGUGUGUGGUUGAUUGUGAUAACUUCCCACCAACGCCACAGAGAAUUCGAGAGAGUAAACAAAAAAAGAAAAAGUCCCGACGUGCACAGGAAAUGGAUGAAGAGUUUUACAGCCGUACAGGAGAAGAUCCAAAUCAGGAAAAAGAAGGUCAUUCAGAAUAA
This is a messenger RNA of Mytilus trossulus (common blue mussel), 5877 nucleotides long. RefSeq names its product 3'-5' exoribonuclease HELZ2-like. Lineage: Eukaryota; Metazoa; Mollusca; Bivalvia; Mytilida; Mytilidae. The coding region runs from base 1 to 5877 and encodes 1958 amino acids. The transcript is spliced from 12 exons. Gene Ontology annotation, molecular function: RNA binding; RNA nuclease activity; 5'-3' DNA helicase activity. The record is from RefSeq and is a predicted model, not a curated record.